UUAUUUAACAUAACAUAGUUUUUCGCUAAUAACUUAAGUUAGAGGAGACAAAACUGCACCCAUCUUCUUCAUCUUCGAAUUACGCUUUCACUUCUUAUGUUUGUGUCUAAACCUGAGACAAAAUACAAAAAUUACUUCAAUAUAACCGCGAGUGUAAAUAUCCUUGGAAUAUCCCAUGGUUUUUCCAUAUUACAGCUAAUUUUGUGUAAAAUAUGUGUGUGUUUUCAAUAUAUUUAGUGUAAAAUGAAAGAAAUCCAGUGGUAUAUGUUAUAGAAGUCUCAUAUUUCCUUAGUGUUUUCAUCGUUCAAAGUAUUGAUUUUUCUAAUCUAGAAAUGGCUACUAAGAUUGAUGCAGAGGUGGAGAUGUGUGACCAGGAGUACGCCCUCGAGGAAGUAAGCGUAGACAAGAUUGAUGAUGGUUUAUAUUUAGGUAAUCUAGCAACUGCCCGUAACUACAACACAAUGAGGAGACUCGGCAUCACACACAUCCUCACCAUAGACCUCGUCCCUCUACCGCAGGUCAUACAGCGUCACACACCCAAAUUCACCUGCAAAUAUAUUAAAUUGGCUGAUAUACCAAAGGAGGAUCUGAUUAGCAUCCUGCCUGUUACAAAUGAAUUCAUAAAGGAGGCUGUUGCCAGCGGUGGUACAAUCCUGGUACAUUGCUACUUUGGCGUAUCCCGCUCAGGAGCAGUAGUAGUCGGGUACAUAAUGUCCAAGUACAAGCUAUGUUACGACGACGCGCUGUACGUGGUACGCAGCAAGCGACGGUACGUGCACCCCAACAUGGGGUUCGUGGCGCAGUUGAAGCUGUGGGGCCACAUGGGCUGCCGGAUAGACAAGGACGACCCGCGGUACAAGCAGUUCCGGCUCAAGAUGGCUGGCCAGAGGCUGAAAACAGUAAAGAUCCUGCCGCAACUCUUCGCGGACCUGGUGAAGCCGGACCCGGGACUGACCCGCGAGCGGCCGGACCCCAUCGUGUACCGCUGCAAGAAGUGUCGCCGCGUCGUCGCCGGGCACGACAACAUCAUCCCGCACGUGCCGAGACCGUUGAGGAUACAAAAAACGAAGAAGAACAUGAGGCCUCCACCAAGCACGGUGUCAGAGCUGCAGUACGUGGAGACCGGCCACGUGCUCUAUGAGAAGCUGAGGGAACUGGCUCAGGACUACCUGACGACGAACCAGCGCAGCUCCGCCGACAGUGACAGCGAAAGCCUGGGGCGUGUAGGCGACCGUGUCACGGGGGAAGACAGUGGAGAGGGGUCUAGUCAGGAGUUGUUAGAUGGAUACAGCGAGCACAACCUAGUGGACGGCCACAUCGCGGGGCGCGACGAGCCCGAGGUAUGCCGCCAGAUGUGGUUCGUGGAGCCCAUGAGCUGGAUGGAGGGGGUGUCCCACGAGCCGCAGGGCAAGCUGCACUGCCCCAAGUGCAAGACCAAGAUUGGCAGCUUCAGCUGGGUUAUGGCUUGCAAAUGUCCGUGCGGUCAGAAAGUAGCCCCAGCGUUCUACCUGGUACCCUCGAAAGUUGAGUGGUCCAACAUCGUGCAGAAUGUACAAGUUACGAUAUAAAACAAUAUUUUGACACACAUAAAUAAAAAAAUAUACUUAGACCGACAAGAAUCUUUUGGCGCGUGUAUUGCAAGUCAAUAUAUUUAUGAAAACAUUAUGUAUGUAUGUAAAAAUGUAACUCUCAUUAUAGGUAAUAUUUAAUCUUAAUUAAAACACAUAAUAACGGGUUCUUACCGGGUUUAAAAUAGGGAUAUGAGACUCCCGGUAUUUCGACACUGUUGCAAGUGCCAUGAUCACGGGAUGACUGAUGAGAUUGGAGUGGAAUAGGUAGAUCCAUAAUUUUCUACGGGCAGACAUAUCUGUUUACCCUCGUUCUUUGCCGCUUGUUUAUGUAUUUGAUAUCGGAAUGUUCGGAACCAUCUGAAGUCGCACCAAACUCACUACGACAAACCGCAAUCACUGUGUCCUCACGUUUUGUCACCACAUUAGGCCGUUUUAAGCUUUUUACAACUCCUACUACUGGAUUCCACAUGCUCGAUAAUUUGAAUAUUGUGACACGGUGCUCUCAGUCGGUAGAGCAUGAGACUCUGAAUCUCAGGGUCGUGGGUUCGAGCCCCACGUUGGGCGCCAUUUGUGACACGGUGCUCUGUGUCGGUAGAGUUCGGGGUUCGGUGCGUGAAUUUCCUCACGGUCUCUCCAGGGUGGCAGAAUGAAACAGUCCAGGUGGUGAUACGAAAGGUCCGCGUUUAUUAACAAAACGAGAGGUACACUUCACAGUAACACUAGUGAUUCUAAUGUAGGAGCAACAAACAAUAUUAUUUAACAGUCUCUCACAUAAAAUUAGGAAAUACGAAUAAUUACAAAAUUAUAUCAGAAUAGCGUGAACCAUUUCAAGUACGCUCAAACACGGAAUCUAGCGGGGAGCCGAAUCUCGCGCCGUCCAAUCAGCGUGCCGGACGCGGGCCGCGCGGCCGGCGCGCGUGCGCGUAGCGGUAGCGUCGAUUUAGACGCGACGCGAUUGGAGGGUGCGACCUGAGGGGGUGAAGUGUGCGGCGGAGGGGAAUUUAAAGAUCGGCGCGCUACAAUAUUUAAUCUGCCUAGCCUGCCUUGGAUCUGCCUAGCCUGCCUUGGAUCUGCUUAGGCACAUCAUGUUCUGCGUAGGCAGAUCGCGAUCAUCCCAAUUUACCGAUCGGCCCAUGACAUAUACAUCGAUUUAAAAGACGUGUUGCUGUUGCAGUUUCUUGACAUUUCUUCUCCUCUACCAGAACACCUUUCGAAAUGACAUAGAUAAACAGCCUAUAUACGUCCCACUGCUAGGCACAAGCCUCCGCUCAAUCAAACGUUCCCAAAGUGGUAACAUUCGGAACGUCACGCGAGACGAAACAUCCUUGUCGGUCUAUACCAAAGCAAAAUUAUUUUUGUCAUUUCACUGAACCAAUUUAGGGAUUUAUUCAAUUCACUAGAUUUGUUUAGGGAAAAGAUAAAAUCGUGUUGUUAUUUUAACAUCCUCCGUGAUUUGAUCAAAUCCCUUAGGGAAUUGAUCAAAUCCCCGUUUUUAUCAUAUCCCUGCGACAUAUAUAACUACUUACCAUAAACAAAAGUCAGGUCUAACAACAGCACAACGAUUUCAGGUAUGUUAGCCACAUUUAAAUGAAUAAUAUAACAAUUUUGUGUAGUUAAAUAACUUUUAUUUCCAUGUGUAAAAUGAGGGAUUUUCCAUCCACGUUCCCCAAACACACGAUAGAUGGCGUUGUUUUCUUUUAACGUGAUAAUUACCUAUUUUGUCAUUGCUAGGGCACAUAGUUAUUGAAAAAUGUAAUGUAAUGGCAGAAGCAUAUAUAAAACUAAUUGUUGCUUGACAUUUGGAUCACAUUAUGUAUGUAUGCAUCAACGAUGUUGCUACCAGUGGCGGAUUUACAAAUUUGCCGCCAGUAGGCUAUUCAAAUUUUGCCGCCCCUACUGACCUCUGAAAUUCGAUACUAAUUAUAGUCGAGUGCACAGCGCUACCAAAAACACGGCGCAAAGUUAGCAAAAUAUGUUCGGUUGAAGCCCGUACAGACGUAAGAAUGUUCAGUAUACUGUGCAUUACUAAAAUGUUAUAACUCUUGUCACUUGUUUCUUUGUGUAUAGGUAUAAUAUCUAUUAUUUUACUUCUGUAAGACAAAAAAAAAAUUGGGCCAAAUUUGCCGCCCCCUAAAAUCUGCCGCCCUAGGCUUCAGCCUACUCAGCCUACUGGUAAAUCCGCCACUGGUUGCUACCUAUAUUGCUUCUCUUUAUUUUAAUCAGAAUAAUAAUGGGUGGAAGUUGUAAUUGUACCUUGGUGUAAAAAGGGUCGUCAUUUAUACCCAAAAACAAAGAUAAAAGAUGCAUAUGUCUGUUAUAUAUGAAAUUAGAAGUUUAAACGGAGAAAAAACGUGUUUUUGGGGAACGCCGAUUGGAAUGUCCCGCAUUACCAGACGUAGACUAGAUUCAAAAUGGCUGUUUAAAUAGUGAAGCGCAUUAAUUUUAAGCUGAUUGUAGAUGUUUUAGUGUAGUUUUAUCGAUUUCACACCCAGGACACUCCAUACAAACAUCUAAUUCUUAUCAUGCAAAUGCAAGCGAGACAGACAGUCCUCGCGCGUUCCCCCUCUCUCCUUAGUAGCUUACGGCCAUUUCGACUAAAUUAAGACCCAGAGGGGGUGAGGUAAAUCUAGUUCUGUGCCCGUUUCGAAUUGGUGCGGGGCGGAGAAUUACCGUUCUAUACGUAAUAUUAUUCUUGAUUCUGUGCCCAUUUGCACGCCAUUUUAGGGAGAAUUUAUUACCGCAUUGCCGUCGUAUCGAGUUAACGAGUGCUUAUAGCGGGAAACCCACAUUCUUGUAUUGGGCUGGUUCUCCAUUUGCGGGUUGGAAGGUCAGACAGGCAGUCGGAUCUGUAAAAAACCGGACCUGUCAAAUCUUCAGAUUAGGUAAGCGCGCUAUAGCUUGAUAUGGCGUUCUGAAGCAACCUUAUAACGUGCUGACAGAUGUGGUUCAACCUUUAUUGCAAGAAAAUACUUAAAAACUAAACUGGAGGGAGACGACCUCAUCGCUAAAAGCGAUGUUUUCCAAAAAACCUUCGAUAGACAUGCGAUACGUGGCAAGGAUAAAAGGAUUCGUUAAUAUACUUCACAGAUUUGAAUUACAACAUGAGAGUCGGUUAUAUAGUUCUAUAUUUUAGGAAAAUUCCACUUAGAAUCAUGGUCUCAAUUAUCCUCCUCAGUAUUCGUUACGAUGUUAACAACACCCUGUAUAUAAUUUAAAAAGUAAUUUCGUAAAAGGUAUAAAAAAAUCCCAAAUGCGGAUAGUUUUGGUGCUUCAAAAGAUAUUAUUUUAGUACCUCACAAAUUCUU
Molecule: messenger RNA, 4876 nt
Organism: Pectinophora gossypiella (pink bollworm)
Lineage: Eukaryota; Metazoa; Arthropoda; Insecta; Lepidoptera; Gelechiidae
Product: dual specificity protein phosphatase MPK-4-like
Exons: 9
Coding region: 333-1568 (411 amino acids)
Biological process (GO): protein dephosphorylation
Cellular component (GO): nucleus
Molecular function (GO): protein tyrosine/serine/threonine phosphatase activity
Source: RefSeq, a predicted model, not a curated record